UGAAGUCAGAUGAAGAUGUUGUUUAUCAUGAACGUCUCAGUGCUGUUACUGCUCAUCUGUCCAUCCGUCAUCUCUGAAGUUAUAGACUUUAGUUAUUGUAGUCGUUUUUUUUAUCAAGAACAGCCUCCAGUGAUUCCUGGCAUUCUGGAGAAUUCACGCUCCAUGGGUAAUCCAUACAAAACGAUCUGUCAAAAAUAUGAGAAUGAGUACAGAUUUGCGACGUUCUACAACACAACCAACAGGAUUCCAGUUUUCUCAGCUUACAGAUUCAUUGGGAAAAAGAUCAUCAAGAGACCAGGAAACAUCUGGAGGAUUGAGCCUGAGCUUGAACCCUCACCCAAUGAUGAGAUGAGAGUCCUGUAUGAAAAUCAAGCUAUAGAUGAAGACUUCUUCAAUAAUACUUAUAACAUGAGUCGUGGUCACUUGUAUCCCAGCUGUCAUUCAUGUGAUAAUAUCACAGCUAAUUCUACAUUCACAAUGACCAAUGCUGUGCCACAGAAGAUCAACUUUAAUAACGGCAGCUGGAAUCGCUUGGAAAAAACAGCUAUAGAUGUGAUGGAUGAAUACUGUCGUGAUAAGCAGCACAAUGGACAGGUUUUGGCCCAUGUGUUAACAGGAGCUGUGCCGGGUAACACUACACUAAACAACAGAGUGAAUAUACCAUCACACAUGUGGAUGACUUUCUGCUGCUAUAACAUCAGCUCAAGUUCUUGGUCCUCAAAAGCUUACUGGGGUGCAAAUAUAGAGGAAAAUAUAAAUGACAAUGUCACAAUCAGUGAAAGAAGUCUGGAGGAAUUACAAGAAUUUCUCAGUAAUGUAUGGGUAAAAAUCACAAAGUUAUUUCACAACAACUGUGAAUAAUGAAAUAGUUACAUAGCUAAAAGUAAAAAUUUAGAAGCAAAAAUAUAACGCUUGAAAUAAAUAUUUGCAGGAUAAGAGAUUUUUUUGUCAAAAUGUGACCCUAUCUGUAAAAUCCAGGCUAAAGUCUUAUAAUUGAAUGAUGAGAUUUGGAGCAUCAAAAUUUUAUUUCAAUCUUGACAUAAUUUUACUUAAUUAAUAUUCAAAUAUCAAGAUUACAUUUUCACAGAAUGAUCUUUACAUUAUGUUGGAUGAUUUCAUAUUGAAAACAAUGAACAAAGGGUUUUCAUAGGCAGGAUCAAAAUUAUGGAAGCAUAUGGGUAGCAUAAUUCAAUUUAGAAUGUAAUAUGCAAUAUGACAAUGCAAUAUGUAAAAUGGCAAUGCAUUUCUGUAUUUAAGUUUACAUUUUCCAUGCUUGUAUGUGCAAUGCUUGGUGCAAAAUAAAAAUGAAAAUGUAAUACUUUAAUUUACAUUUUCCAUUUUCUACAGCCCUGUUUUAAAUACAUAUUUUAAUGCUUUAGAAGUUGCAAAAUUAAAAUGGAAAUGUAUUACCCGAACUGAUAUAAUGUGUUUCACAUGGUCAAGCAAAAACUGUAGCAAAAUUAUAAUUUAAAUGUAAUUCUCCCUAAAUGCAUUUACAUUUACAGGUGGGAAACUUGGGAUUGCAUUUUCAUUUACAUAGAGCGCAACGGAUGUAGCAAAAUUAAAUUGGAAAUGUAUUAGCUGGAUUGAUUAGAUGUGCUUUACAUGGUCAAGCAAAAAC
Paramisgurnus dabryanus is the source of this 1621-nucleotide messenger RNA. Its product is annotated as endonuclease domain-containing 1 protein-like. Gene Ontology annotation, molecular function: hydrolase activity; metal ion binding; nucleic acid binding. The record is from RefSeq and is a predicted model, not a curated record. NCBI's taxonomy places the organism in Eukaryota, Metazoa, Chordata, Actinopteri, Cypriniformes, Cobitidae.